AUGGAGACCGCGGACGGCGCUUCAGAGGCACCACUCAUUCCAGGUUACCGGGGCGGGCGCGUUAUUCGUCUGCGCUCUGCUGAAGGCGAAGUUUUUGACGUAGAAGAGUCCAUCCUGAAAGUCUCCAACGUUAUUCGAAACCUGCUUGAGGACGUUGCCGAUAGCGACGAGUCAGGGAUACUUCUGGAAGACAUCGACGCCAAGACCCUGGCUAAGGUCAUUGAGUACUGUCGAUACCACGCGCAACCGAACCGCCCAAAAGGCGAACGAACGCUCUGGGACCGCGAUUUCCUGCGAGUUGAUCAGAGUCUUCUAUUCUCUUUAACACUGGCUGCAAACUUUCUGGAUAUACCAUCUCUGCUGGAUCUGUGUUGUAGACACAUCGCGGACAUGAUACGAGGCAAGACCCCUGAGCAAAUACGAGCGACCUUCAAUAUCGAAAACGAUUUUACGCCCGAAGAAGAGGCUCAGCUGCGGGCCGAGAACUCCUGGGCCGAAACCGAUAGCCACUAG
This is a messenger RNA of Cyanidioschyzon merolae strain 10D, 513 nucleotides long. Its product is annotated as E3 ubiquitin ligase SCF complex SKP1 subunit. NCBI's taxonomy places the organism in Eukaryota, Rhodophyta, Bangiophyceae, Cyanidiales, Cyanidiaceae. Gene Ontology annotation, molecular function: cullin family protein binding. The transcript has a single exon. Gene Ontology annotation, cellular component: cytoplasm; nucleus. The record is from RefSeq and is a predicted model, not a curated record. Bases 1 to 513 code for a protein of 170 amino acids. Gene Ontology annotation, biological process: SCF-dependent proteasomal ubiquitin-dependent protein catabolic process.